Asparagus officinalis (garden asparagus) is the source of this 1910-nucleotide messenger RNA. RefSeq names its product polyubiquitin-like. Gene Ontology annotation, molecular function: ubiquitin protein ligase binding; protein tag activity. Gene Ontology annotation, biological process: protein ubiquitination; modification-dependent protein catabolic process. The transcript is spliced from 3 exons. Bases 746 to 1432 code for a protein of 228 amino acids. The record is from RefSeq and is a predicted model, not a curated record. NCBI's taxonomy places the organism in Eukaryota, Viridiplantae, Streptophyta, Magnoliopsida, Asparagales, Asparagaceae. Gene Ontology annotation, cellular component: cytoplasm; nucleus.
UAUUUGUGUGCUUAGAUUUUAUUAGGUAUGUUUAAAUUACACUUUUAGGGCGUUAUAUUAUAUAUGCAAAUCAUCUGAUAUGUAACCACAAUAUUUAUUACAUAUCCUUGAUAUUUUCCCAAUUUCCACCAUCUGAUAAGGAUUUUCACUGUCCAGUAUUCCCCGAUAUUCGAUAUUUAAAACUGUGCUCCUACUUGGCAUCUUUUUCACACUUGACUUUAGAGUUGCCAAAUAUCUUGUCUCUUUAACGUCUUUCUGAUGUCCUUUUAAUGUUUGUCAAAAAUGGUUCUGUUCACAUAUACACCUUCACUUUCAGAUUGCCAAACACCUCCUGUCAUUACAACGGUAUUUCUACGACUUGACUUUUUAACUUUUGUUUUAGCGCAUGACCGAUCAUGUUGUACACGUUUUGGAAUAAAUAUAUAAAGAACACACAGAAUGAUAUUUACAACUGAUAUUUUGGAAGUUUCCGAUGGGUUGAACAACUGACCAAUAAUUUCAGAGUUUUUGUCACUCAUUUUAUUUUAAUCAUUCAUCGUUCAUUUUGCAUGGAGACAUCUUGGGCUUUUUAGAUUUCCUUGAAGCUUUCCAAGUCUAACUCUUAUGUAUCUGCAUCCAUGCUUAAAGAUGUCGUAACAGUAAGAUUCAAUGGUUGGAGUCAGGAAGAUAAGUGGUCAUGGAAAAAGUCAUAAACUUGAUCCAUCUUAUGUUCAGUGCCUUAAUAGAUUGAGCACAUAGGUAUCUGAUGCACGUGAAUAAGUUUCAGAUCCAUUUGCAAAUUGAACAAAUUUUGUCGAUGGUGGUAAAAAGCUCAGACACAAUUCGCGAUAUUAAAUCAAAGGUUUUUGCACGGGAGGGACUGUCAGCGAGUGACCAAGAGUUAUUUUUUGAAGGCAACCACCUAAGUGACACAUCGAAGACAUUAGCUGACUACAACAUCUGCCAAAAUUCCAUGAUCAACCUUUUGUUUGGAGGCACUAUUCAAAUAUUUGUAAAGAUCCUUUCAACUGGGAAAACUUUGAAGCUCGUGGUGAACGACAAAGAUACCAUCCAAAAUGUGAAGGCUAGGAUUGAAGCUAUGGAGGGAAUUUGUCAGAAUCGUCAAGGACUCAUCUACAUGGGAAAAUCUCUUGAAGAUGACCAUUCAUUACUUGCUUGCAAUAUACAAAAUGGUUCAACCCUCCAGAUGAUUCUAUGUCCAGUGGAUAAGUUUGAUAUCUUACUCUGCACAAUGAAUGGGAAUCUUAUAAAACUUGAAGCAAGAUCUUGGUAUACUAUCCGAGAUAUCAAGCUGAUAGUUGAGGGUAUGAAGGAUAUUGAUGCAACCAAACAAAGGCUUUUUUGUGAUGUCACAGAGCUGGAGGACAGCCUCACGCUUUCCGAAUGCAGAAUAUUCGAUCGGACAAUUCUUCACUUGCAAGUUGACAUGUAGAUAUUGAUUGAGAUUUGGAAUCGGAGGACUAUCACAUUAACGAUUGAUAGUUAGGAUUUCAUUGGUUCGGCCAUUCGGAAGAUUGAAGAAGAAAUGCCUGUGAGCUUCUGCAUCAAUUAAUAAACUUUAUCUUUGGAAGUAUGAGAUCAGCUACUUUAAAACUUCUGGUGACGUUUGUUCUGGUCUUUCGAAGGUAAUAACGUAUUGGGAUGUUUUCAAGUUGUUAAAGCAAUAAUCUUUUUGUCUUUCCUUUUAUGUGCAAAAAACUUGAGCAUGAGUGAGUUUAUGGAAAUCUAUGCUAAUGGUUUUGAUUGUUAAAAUUUCCUUAUAUCUUCACUAGUGUUUCAACAUAUGGGCAUUUUAUGCGUUUGAUCAUCUUUGGAUGAUUUCUUUAGUUUAUUUGUCGUGUUUCUCUGCAGAGUGUAAUACUGAUGUUUCUAUGAUUUUUAUCUCAACCUCAAUUGUAAGCUUGGCGUUU